Molecule: messenger RNA, 1289 nt
Organism: Haliotis rubra (blacklip abalone)
Lineage: Eukaryota; Metazoa; Mollusca; Gastropoda; Lepetellida; Haliotidae
Exons: 5
Coding region: 45-1001 (318 amino acids)
Source: RefSeq, a predicted model, not a curated record
AUCCCUGAAGGGAUCUUGCAGGCGUACGCAUUGGGUCUGCACAGAUGAAGCUCGUCGCUAUAGAGCGGGAGGGCUCGGAAGCUGAUACACGGGUUCUGUCCGCAAUCCCGGAGAUCAUAGAGAGAUCAAUGUCUUAUACUCCAGGCAGAGAUCCUAACAAAGGCACAGCUGAUGCCAGCAGUUAUGCAGUUACUGAUGUUACAGCUGACUCAAUCACCCAACGCCACAUCAGUUUUCCGAGUGAGUGUCGGGAAGGUCCAACAUGUCAAAUGGAUAAAGAAGAAGAAAGCGUCAUUGACCAUAUCUUCAACCUCAGCAAGGAGCACAGAAAGGAGAUUCAGGAAAUGGGGAGACAACUCCGCCUAGAGCAGAAGAGGAACGCAAAGCUCCGGAAGGAGCUGAAUCACUACCGACUUGAAUGCAAUAACUAUAAAGUGAGUUGGAUGAUGGACCAGGCGGAGUUGGAGGACCUCCAGGCCAAGCUGCAUGGGAUGGAUAACUACCCAGACGAGAUUAAAAACACCGAGGCUCAAAUGAAGGGCAUUGAAGACGAAAACAAGAAACUUAGGAAAUCUCUCUCGCAAGUUCAUUGCGAUAACAAAGCUUUGAGGAAACUCAUGAAUAUGACGGACAUGCAAAUCCAUAUGGAGAAACCUCGAGUGGAUGAGGAAAUGGGAGGGACAUUUGUCCCUAGAUUGCCGUCUUGUUGUGUUGGGGGCCGCAGAGGGGCUGGGAGACGACGUCAACACACAAGGAAGCUUCGUGGUGUCCUUACCACAGUGCUACCCCCCGUCAGUGAGAACAACAAGAUUGUAGGCUCGCCACAGCAGACGACACCGUCUUUGGCUCGUCGGGCGUCAAUGGGGAACAUCUGCCCCCGUACCAUUCGCAGGGACACGUCAAGCCGACGACAGCCACAGAGCGGUGUCCCUUUAUCAUCAGCAAUGUCUUCUGAAAGUGUUCCUCGUGGCCGUGUUCGGCAUCGAAGUUCUUGGAAAUAAUUUUUAUAUUUGCACAAAACAAGGUUGUAUCAAACGUGUUCUUAACUCUACAUAGUUUUAUUUGUAAUGUCUAUAGUUUGUCAGCAUAAAAGGUAUCUGCUGUACCUUAAUUAUCUUUGCUGCAUUAUUUUUAUGAAUGUCAGAUGAACUUGUAUUUGAAUAAUAAUGGGUGGUGCUAUUGAAAACAGUAGAUCUUUAUCAUGUUAUAUGAAGUAUUGUAAACUUAUUUCAAAUAGGAUUUGACUGUAGUAGUGUAAUUGUUUAAAUUUAAUGUUACCAAAUACGCAA